Molecule: messenger RNA, 2292 nt
Organism: Oldenlandia corymbosa var. corymbosa
Lineage: Eukaryota; Viridiplantae; Streptophyta; Magnoliopsida; Gentianales; Rubiaceae
Source: the annotation of a GenBank genome assembly
GUUCAAAUAUGCACUAAAUUUACUACUACUAUGUAUUUUUUUAGAAAUCUACUAUUGCUAAUUUGCCCCCAACAUUAUCUCAAAAACAAGGGCCGAAAUUAUUGGUAUGACGUAAAAACUGAAACCCGUAUUGACAGAUGUAAGCCCAAAUGUCUAAACAGGCCCAAGCCCGACUGCCAAAUGAUUCUAGUUAAACCCUAUAUACAAAAACCCGAGUAGCGUCAGCUUCACUCUCAAAUUCAUCCUGGACUCCAUUUGCUCAGCCAUGGCAAUCGAUCAAUCGACGGCCAAAAUGGCGGCGGAGGAGCAAUCUCGGAAUAGCUUAACAAAGACUUUCGCCGUCAAGCCAAAGCUCAAAUCCACUUUAAAUAAAUCUACUCCGACGGCUGAAUCGAAGUAUUGGCGAUCAUUCAAAGCCCCAAAAGACCACCAAUCUAAAACCCUAAUUUCCGCCAUAACCUCCAUCGCUUUCGCGCCCACUGCCCCGUACGACUUCGCCGUCACCCACUCCGCCACCGUCACCAUCUUCUCCUCCGAAACACUCGAGGUUAAAUCCACCAUAUCCUCCCCGUUCAAGGACACCGUCAGCUCUGCCUCCUUUCGAUCCGACUCCCGUCUCGUAGCUGCCGGAGACCAUUCCGGCGACGUCCGCGUGUUUGACGUGAAGUCCCGGCAACCUCUCCGUCGCCUCCGCGGCCACUCGCGUCCGGUUCACCUUGUCCAGUACCCGCGCUACGACAAGCUCCACCUCUUCUCCGGUGGAGAUGACGCCGUUGUCAAGUACUGGGACAUCACUACGGAAACAGAGCUCUCCAAUCUGGUGGGCCACAAAGACUAUGUCCGUUGCGGGGAUGCCUCUCCAGUCAGCGACGACAUGUUUAUCUCCGGGUCUUAUGACCAUACAGUUCGGGUUUGGGAUAUCCGGGUUCCCAGCUCCAAUUCGGGUUCCGUGAUGGAAAUCAAUCACGGAAAACCUGUUGAAGAUGUAAUUUACCUCCCUUCCGGGGGAUUAAUUGCCACGGCAGGUGGCAACUCUGUAAAAAUCUGGGACGUCAUCGGAGGCGGGAGGUUGUUGCAUACAAUGGAGAGCCACAACAAGGCGGUGACUUCACUUUGCGUUGGGCAAAUCGGGAAAAGAGAAAGCAACGGGGAGGAUGCAAAUCAGUAUAGAAUUCUGAGCGUUUCAUUGGAUGGGUAUAUGAAGGUUUUGGACUAUUCCAAGUAUAAAAUCACUCAUUCAAUGAGGUUUCCGAACCCUUUGCUCUCAGUAGCAUUCUCGCCUGAUUGCUCAACUAGGGUAAUUGGAACUUCAAAUGGGACAUUGUAUGCUGGACGAAGGAAAGUGAAGGGGAGUGUAGGAGAAGGGGAUUUAGGAGAUUACAUAGGGAAUGAACAAGAGGGGCCAACUAGGCAGCGGGCAUUGAGGCCGUCUUAUUUUAGGUAUUUCCACAGGGGACAAAAUGAGAAGCCAUCUCAGGAUGAUAAUUACGUGAUAAUGAGACCAAAGAAAGUGAAGCUAGCAGCACAUGAUAAGCUAUUGAAGAAGUUUAGGCACAAGGAAGCUCUUUUGGCUGCUUUAAGUGACAAGAACCCUGAGAAUGUUAUGGCGGUGAUGGAGGAAUUAAUUGCUCGGAGAAAGUUGCUGACUUGCGUGUCAAAUUUGGACGCUGGAGAGGAGGAGCUUGGGAUGUUGUUGAAGUUUUUGCAGAGGUAUUCGACAAUGCCUAGGUAUGCAGCACUUUGUAUGGGUUUAGCUAAAAAAGUUGUGGAAAUGAGAGGCGAGGACAUUAGAUCUUCUGAUGGGUUGAGAAGGCAUGUUAGGAAUUUGAAGAGGGACGUGGAAGAGGAGAUAAGAAUACAGCAAUCUUUGCAAGAAAUUCAGGGUAUAAUCUGUCCAAUGCUCAGAAUUGCUGCACGGAGAUAAAGUUUUGUUCUAAUUAUUAGUGUAUUUUUUUUUUUUUUAGCAUACGAGAUGUUGUUGUCAUCAAUUCAGAGAAUUGGGCGAAGGUUUGCAUUCAUGUUGGCUGAUUGAGACGCUUUGCCCUCAGUUUUGUUCUCACCAUGUCUGUUAUUGAUAAUUUCUGAUUCGUGAUUUAAACCAUGUUCUGAUUGCAAUCAUUAGUAAAAGUUAUAUACUACAUGUUGAACAUUAACACCCUGUUCUGAUUGCAAUCAUGGGUAAAAGUUAUCCAUGUUGAGUCAACAACGGUAUUCUGUGGGUUGCCUUGUAUCAAUUGUUAUUCUCACCACUGCAUUAGAAGUGUUGUCCAUGUUUUGGGGAGAACGGUUUUG